AUGGCAACAAAUACAACUCUUGAUUCGAGUCGUGACCUUCGACACACUCGAUUAGUUCUUCUAUCAAUACUUUUUAUCGUUGGUUUAACAGGCUGUUCGAUUGUUAUUUAUUGGCUAAUACGCUAUGCAAGAUGGAAUAUGAGAUCAGCUCGUAUAUGUUCACUUAUUCUUAAUUUAGUUAUCGCUGAUUUAUCUGUAUACAUCUUUGCAACUGGCAUUCAAAUUUUUUGGGAAUUUCAAACAAAUCGACAAUGGCCAUUUAAUGAUUUUCUAUGUCGAGUGACAAAAUUUUUUCAAAGUUUUUCAAUUCUUUCAUCAUCAUAUAUUGUUGUUAUAAUGGCAAUUGACCGUUGCGUAGCCAUUAUUAGCCCAUUAAAAGUUGGAAAAAUUCGCAUUCUCCAUUUAUGCGGUAGUGCAUGGAUUCUAGCUGGUCUUUUAUCAACGCCAAAUAUAUUUAUAUUUCAUCUACAUAUUAAUGGCACAGCUCGUCAUUGUGCGGCACUCUUUAAUCAUCAAACGACUCUUACAGGUCGUCGUAUUUAUCUAACCUUCAUCUCUCUCGUUGUGUAUUUCAUACCAUUUAUUGUCCUCGUUCUGUGUUACAUACUUAUUUUUAUUAAAUUAUUAUGGCGUGAACGUGAUCAAAACACUCAUGGUUUUAAACAUGGUUCUUCAUGUUGUUCAUGGUUGUUCGAUGCACCUAUGGGAGGUGUAUCGAGAAUGAUGUUGGAACGAACAAGUGCGCGAUCAGCAUCGACUCGCUCAUCAUUCAGUGAAUAUGAUGCAAGACGAAAACGAGCAAAUACUUAUGCCAAAGCUCGAACAAAGACAUUUCGUAUGAUUAUUAUCCUUGUUUUGUUUAUGAUUAUUUUUGGUGCACCAUAUUAUUGUUUGGAAUUAUAUGUUGCUUACACCGGCCGUCAUCCACCUCAUUUAGUCUUAGCUUUAGCUGGUGGAGCAGCUGUUGCUCCAUCCUCAUUGGAUCCAUGGAUAUUUCUUUUAUUUUGGGCUAAUUGGAAUCAAUCAACCAAUAUGAAUAAUAGCCGAAAAAUGGUUAACAUUAGUCUACACCAAAGAAAAAACAUUCAACAACAACAGUGUUUACCAAAACGACGCAUGGUACCAACAAAUACAUCGGGUACAUCAUCAUCUAGUGGCCCACGCCAGUAUAAGCAAGUUUUACUUCUUAGUCAAUCACGUUUGCCACCUUAUACAAUCAGGUGGAGUACAAAUGGUAACAGACAUAAUAUAUGUACCUUUAACUGA
Messenger RNA from Rotaria socialis, 1266 nucleotides. Lineage: Eukaryota; Metazoa; Rotifera; Eurotatoria; Philodinida; Philodinidae. The record is from the annotation of a GenBank genome assembly.